Aspergillus melleus is the source of this 1251-nucleotide messenger RNA. Its product is annotated as fungal specific transcription factor domain-containing protein. The record is from RefSeq and is a predicted model, not a curated record. Gene Ontology annotation, biological process: regulation of DNA-templated transcription; DNA-templated transcription. Gene Ontology annotation, cellular component: nucleus. NCBI's taxonomy places the organism in Eukaryota, Fungi, Ascomycota, Eurotiomycetes, Eurotiales, Aspergillaceae. Bases 1 to 1251 code for a protein of 416 amino acids. The transcript is spliced from 6 exons. Gene Ontology annotation, molecular function: DNA binding; zinc ion binding; DNA-binding transcription factor activity, RNA polymerase II-specific.
AUGUUUGGUAGGCUGAAAUGCAAUCGUCAGUAUCCUUGCGACAACUGUAUCAAGCGCAACCAGGGCCCGGUCUGUCAUUAUGAUACGGAACGUGUGAACUUGUCCAAUUCCACCAAAGAUCUCCAUGAUCGACUGAAGUUUUUAGAAGAGAAGGUUCAACGGCUGGAACGACAAUCAACGCCUGACGCCGAUUCUGGUGGGAGAAGCUCCAUCCGCGAUGUCCGGGAGCGAUCCUCCCAUGUGCCUGGGGUCAUAUUUUCGGGCCACGGUGGUACGCAAUAUGUUAACUCUGGUCAUUGGAGGGCGAUUUUGAGUGAGAUUGAGGGAAUUGGAAAGAACGGUGGUCAUGCGGCAGUCGCAGACCCUAUCGAUGUUGUGGAACGAAGCAAUAGAGGCCCAGAGUUACUGUUGGGUAUGUCUGCUUCCACAGACAUCAAGAUAUUGCUCAAUGCUACGCCACCGCGGAAUACAGCGGACGCGCUGGUAGCGCAAUACUUCAAGUCGGGUGAAACUUCAUUGAUAUUCAUUCACACACCAAAUUUUUACAAGGAGUACGAGGAAUUCUGGGCGGAUCCGCUGAACGUUUCCAUUCCUUGGCUCGCCAUUUUCUGUAACUACACCAUCCCCGGUCGAUACAAGCCUGAGGCUUUGGUGAUGUACCUGGACAAUGAGUAUCUUCAGAACCCGACCGCAAAAUCAGGCAAUUCCAUUCUUGUCGCGUGUGCAGUACGCUUAGCAGUCCUAAUGGGGUACCACCGCGACUCUCGACACUACCCUCACAUCUCUGUGUUCGAAGGGGAAAUGCGCCGUCGCUUAUGGCUGUUCCUCCGAGUCACGGACUCGGUCUUAUCACGGCAAUAUGGACUUCCAACCGUGAUUCAGAAAGGGCAUGGGGAUACAGCACUACCCCUUAACCUACUCGAUCAAGAUUUUGGGCCCAAUACUCGAGUGUUGCCCCCUCCGGGUCCUGAAACAGAAAGUACCCCAAUUGCGAAGACUCUUUCGAUCGAACGGAUCGUGACGGUGGCUGGAGAGAUUCUCCAAGCAACGUCCUCCAUGGAACCUCUUUCCUACGAUAAGACAAUAGAGUUGAACGCUAAGAUCGACGAAGUGAGGAGCCGCCUUUCCCCAGCUUUCCAAAUGCAGCCCCCUUCUUUAUCGACAUCUGGCAUCAACACCGAGGACGUGCGAGAGAAACCCGAUAUGACCAGUUUCGGUGGGCUUGCCUCGACGCUGCACGGCAAAUCCUAG